This is a messenger RNA of Anastrepha ludens (Mexican fruit fly), 8757 nucleotides long. It is a transcript of the gene Lrch, whose product is annotated as leucine-rich repeat and calponin homology domain-containing protein. The transcript has 10 exons. Gene Ontology annotation, molecular function: protein binding. Bases 353 to 4474 code for a protein of 1373 amino acids. NCBI's taxonomy places the organism in Eukaryota, Metazoa, Arthropoda, Insecta, Diptera, Tephritidae. The record is from RefSeq and is a predicted model, not a curated record.
UUCUGUUCAUUCGUUGCUAGAAUUUUGAAUCAAAUUAUUUGUGUGCGCGGAAGAGUCGUCGGAUUUUUCCCAACAGGAAAAUCUUGGAAAAAGUGUGUAGUUGUGUGAAAAUUGAAAGGUGAGAGAAAAAUUCUAAGAAUCAGAGUGCUUCCUAUGGUAGCGAUAUAAUGUUUAGUUUUGCAAACUUUAUAUGAAAAUAUAAUGAGAAUAAAAAUGCCAAAAGUGAAUGUGAAAUUGCAUAAAAAUUAAACAAAAAAGUCGUGUACUACAAAUUUAUCGGUAUACAAAAGCAAUAACGCCGUAGCGGUAGGAAAAAUAAAUACGUUUCUAUCACCACGCCUACUCAACGAGGAUGGCUGCAACGGCGGCCGUUUAUAAUCGCCUCCAUAGCACCAGCGGGAGCAUAGGUGGACUCAGCGCGAGCAUGGGCAGCAUGGCACAUUCGCAGCUGGCACGUUCGCUGGAACGCAUCCUUGAGGAGGCGCACCUUAGCGGCGAGUUAAUACUGACGAAUCGAAAGCUAAAAGACUUCCCGAAAACUGGCACCAAAUACAAUCUCGCCGAUACGGUGAUGGCAGAUUUAUCGCGUAACCGCUUUUGUGAGCUACCCGAGGAGAUCACCACAUUUUCAUUUCUGGAGACGCUGCUGCUUUAUCAUAAUACCAUACGCAGCAUUCCCGAAUCGGUGAAGCAUCUGACAUCGUUGACGUAUUUGGAUUUGCGCAGCAAUCAGCUGGCAGCGCUGCCACGUGAGAUCUGCUUUCUGCCGCUGCAAGUCUUGCUGGUAUCCAACAACCGGUUGGCAGCGUUGCCCGAUGAGUUGGGGCGCAUGGACCGUCUUACCGAUUUGGAUGCCUCAUACAAUCAAUUGUCAACGUUGCCGGCGCGUAUUGGCGAGCUGCGUUCGUUGCGCUCGUUUUCGCUGCGCAGCAAUCAGUUGAUGUAUUUACCGCGUGAAUUGACCUGUCUAACGCUGGAGUCGUUGGACGUCAGUAAUAAUCGCAUCGCUAGUCUACCUCUGGAGAUACGCCAAAUGACCGCAUUAGUCGAGUUGAAUCUGGAAAAUAAUCCGCUUACAUCUCCGCCUGCUAGUCUCUGUAUUCGCGGUCUCGUACAUGUCUUUAAAUUUCUCGAAACUCAAGCGGCCAAAGAUGAGAAGGGCUCACGCGCCGGCGGCAAUUAUGAUGGCUAUACUACACUGAGACGCGCGCCACGCCACGCCGCGAAUGGCAGCGUACUCGAAUCGAAUCGUGUGCCGCGCCAUCACGGCUUUGAGUCCGGUUAUAGCACUUGUGAUGGCAUUGAUAAGCGUUGGUCACACGAUAUGCCAAAUGUUAAAUCCAAAUUGGAUUCACCUGCUCGUAAAACCCCGACCACACCGCCCCCCUCAUUGAGUUCGGAAUUGAUGGAUGCUUCGCUUACAUCGAGUUCAAGCACAAUUGUUGAUGAAUCAAUAUCGUCAACAGCUAAUGGCACGAGCACAGGUGGUGUAGUGGCGCCAACGGCAGCGAUUGCAGCAGCUGUUGUGAAGCCACUUAAUGCGGCCGAGUCGCCAACGAAACGUAAAGUGGAAAUGCAAGUGACGACUGUACAAUCAGCGCCUGUCACACCGCAGCAUCAACAUCAGUCGCCGCAACAACAGCAACAACAGCACCAACAUAUAAACUAUGCUCAUUCGAACUCGAGUAAUGGCAGUAAUAAUGGGAGUAAUGGCUCAUCACCCGAACAAGAGGAUGGCAUGAUGGAGCAUUACCAGCAUAGACACGAUGAGAAAUCCAAUAAGAAUUUGGGGAAUAUUCAAACUUAUCGCGAAUACAAGGAGGCACUCAAACAGCAACGAAAUUUGGAAGUGUCGAGUGUUUACAAAAUCAAAAAUAGCCAAAAAAUGCUGUACGACAUGAGCGAAGCAUCGAAUGCAUUAAAUUCCAUAGCUGGCAAUAUGCCACACUAUGAAGAUAGUAACGGUGGCGGCGCCGAUAUUGGGUGCAACGAAAUGAUACGAAUAAUGAAUGGUGCCAACACCGUACCGCAACCGAAGUCGAUAAUGAAGAAUGGCAGCGGGGGUGGUGGUGGAUUAGUUGGAGUUGGAGUUGGUGUUGGUGUUGGUGCCACCAAUGGAGGCCUAAAAAUGUUUAAUGGACUGGUAAAUGGUGUUAAUGGUGAUGGCGGCGGUGUCCUUGUUGGCGAUGCUGGCGAUGCUGGCAGCGAUUAUUGCAUUGUAAUACCAAAGAAACCGGUACAAAAAGUGACACCGUCACGAAAUACCGAAUUAAUGUCGUCGCUGGCGACGUCAAAGCAAAUCCAACCAGUCACAACAACACUAGACGAGACAGAGAAAAUGUUGCUCCUACAACAACAGCAGCAGCUGCAGCAGGCACAACAGUCUCAGUCGCAGCAACAUCAGCUUGUGAAUGGUGAUUGCUCGGGUUAUGUGAAACCAAAUAGUCCAAUGAAAACGCUUAAUGGUAAUGCAGGUGGCGGUGGCGGCGGUAGUGGUGCUGGCAUACUUGCGAAUAAUAAUAAAAUAACUUCAUUUGGUGGUCUCAAAUCGCCUGUGAGCGGCACAAAUAAACUGGGUACGGCGAAAACUCAUCGCACCGUCACCUGGAAUCACGACAUACCUGCGGAGAAACUUAGCUUUACUAUGCGUCGCGAAUUCGAUCGCCAACGUGAGGAGACUGAACUGAUGACUCAGUUGCGGAGUAUCAUUGAAACACGUCUCAAAAUGACGCUACCCGAAGAUAUAGCAUCCGCCUUAACCGAUGGUGUUAUUCUCUGUCAUUUGGCCAAUUAUGUGCGUCCCCGUUCGGUUGCCAGUAUUCAUGUGCCAUCGCCUGGGGUCUCCAAACUAACUAUGGCGCGUUGCCGCAGAAAUGUUGAUAAUUUUCUAGAAGCUUGUCGCAGGAUCGGUGUAGAUGAGGAGUUGAUUUGCUCCUGUGCAGACAUUGUGCCCCCCUCCGACGACGGAUCCAACAACAGCCACAGCAACAGUAAUAACAACAAAAAUUCCUUAAAUAAUAAUGAUUCCCAGCAAAUCCAAAAUAUUAUGCAAAUAAAUGAAAUAAAUGAGAAUACACAAAAGUUGCCAAAUCCAUCAGCUGUUUUGAAAACGGUUUCGGCGCUGAUUGCCUUGGAUUAUAAUCCGCAUCAUCAGAAUAUACGAAAUUUGCAACAGCAAUACGAGUUGAAGUUGAAAUUGCAAAGGCAGCAGGAGAAAUUUAAGCAACAACAACAGCAACAAAAAGAUGAAUCACAACAACAACAUGAGCAACAAAAACAACCACAUACAAAUUUCGAGUACCAACGUCGUUGCGUUUUAACGCGUGAUGGGCGUGGCGGCGAUGGCGCCUUUGAGCACGAGUAUGAGCACCAACUCACUGCGACCUGCACCAAAGAACAGAUGCUGCAGCCCACGUUGCAUACACUUGGCCUAGACAAUUCCACAUUUAAUUUGAGUGCAAAGUGUCAUUUCGAUGUGACCGUGCUAACGAAUGGACACGGUGGUGGUAGUGAUAGUGGUGAUGGUGAUGGUAGUGGUGGAUGUGUUGGUGCUAAAGAUUUCGACAGUGACGACGUUGAUGAAGGCGUUGGCGCCGAAGAGGAGGAGCGCGACGAACUGGACACUGCUGUGCAUGGUGACGGCAGUGAGCAGUGCCAUAGCAAACUAAAGCAACACCAACAACAACAACAGCGUCACAUUGUUACGGAUUUUUUUCGUCAUGCCAAAUUGAAAACAUUUCAAAAGAUUAAAUUUAAUUUACUCGCCGGCAACGGUGGCCAUUCAUGCAUCAAUUACGGUCAUGUGAAUAACAAUCAAUGUAUGCUGCAAACCAUUGUGGAAACGGAAAGUGAAGUAAUCGGAGGAGGAGGAGGUGGUGGUGGUGGUGGUGCUGGCAGCGGUAGCGGCGUAGGGGGUGGCGCCUACCAACUGAUCAACGAAAAGCCAACUUUCAACGAGGAACUUAAGCUGAAGGUGGAAAGCCGCGCAGUGGAUGGAGGCAACAAGUACAAGCUAAUCGAUUUAGCCGCGCUCCAGAAGAAAGAGCCAGGCGUGGCGGUAGAAGACUCAUUGCCGAUCGUUUCCAAGCGUAUCGAAUUCUUCGAACACUCUUCUGCAGCCAAAUCAACGCCGCUGCUGAGCAGCAGCCCAAAUGGAAGCAUUAACAGCAGCGCAAGCGCUAACAAUAAAAUAAAGUGCACAACAACAACUGCGACAACAACAGCAACAAUCAAACCUAACCAAAAUAGUAUUUUCAGCAUUUAUCGCGUGGUCGAGGUGAACGACGAGAAGCUGGCAAGCAGCGGCGGCGGCAAGUUGGUGCAUGCUGGAGUCGCUGGUGGUGCUGAGGCAGCAGCGCAGGGGACGGGCGCGUCAUUCCUGCUGAAGCACGAUUCGCAUGUGCUUACAAUCAUACUAUCGUGUGUCUUCAUUAUAACCUUUUUGCUGUUGGUGUUCUUUCCCUUGCCAGGGUAGGAGCAGAUGCGUCACAGAGAGUUGUUGUAUGCAACAUUGCUUUAUAGAGCUUAAGUGAGGGUUUUUUCGAAAUGACGCGAAAAGAAAGCGUGCGGGUUUAGGUAAAGAGCGAUUGAAUAGGAACUUGCUUUUAGCCAUAGGCUUUUUUUUAAUACCUAACGCCGUUUCUGAGUUAGUGACGAAUAUUUUUUUUUUAAUUUAGCAGGCGAGUUGCGCGUUGUUUGCAAAUUUUUUUUAUAAAAAUAUGUACGUAGUUUUAGCAGUCUUUUGAAGAUGUUUUAUAAAAAUAUGUAGUCUUAACAGCCGCCGCUUGCUUAAAAAGAAAUUUGGAAAAAAAAAUUAAAUGCGCAUAUUACAUUUUGAAAGUGCUUCAGCCCUUUGUAAAUUGUUUUUAAAUUUAAUUUUGUUAUUGUAUAUUAUUGUACUUUUAUGUCGAACGCGGGAACUUAUACGCAGGUAUAUUAAUUUAUUCAUAACUUUUUUAUAUUUUUGAUUUGCUUUAGUUAUAUAAUACAUUUGAGCUCUAUGAUUAUAAAUAGUAUUAUUACAGUACGCAGGUAUUGAAAUUUAAUUCAAUAUCACUCUGACAGCAAAAAAACAAAAAUUCUAAAUAUUUCAAAUGAAUCCUAGCGUAGAGUUGUAAUAAUAUUUAUUAAAAAUAUUUCUUCACCACUCAACAAUUUUGCAGAGUGUUUUUCACCAUUCAAGCAAUCCGAGUGUUUUUCACCACUCAACAAUUUUGUAGUCAGAAUGUUUUUCACCACUAAACAAUUUCGCAGUCAGAAAGUUUUUCACCACUCAAAUAUUUUGCAAUCCGAGUGUUUCUCACCACUAAAAAAUUUAGUUAUCCAAGUGUUUUGCACCACUCAGUAAUUUUGCAGUCAGAGUUGUGCUGGUUAAAUUUUAGUUUUAUUGUAUUUUCACAGUUCCAUUCAAAAAUGUGCUAUAAAAACUCUUGCCUUAUUUGGCAUUCUUUAUUUGUAUAAAUCACCUUAUAAUUAAAAAAAAAGUCUAUGUAUUUUAUAAAAUAUUUAAAUAUUUUCUUAAAAUUAAACACCAGAAAGUAUGCUUCAUAUUAUGACAUAAGUUUUCCUCUAUUCACUUUAGAAUUUACAGUGGUGUAAUUUAGGUUAUGUUUUGAAUCGCAAAUGAAUACUAUGGCCGUAGGUUUUGUAUCUAUCAGUUGAAUAUUUUUUUUAAUAUAACUUAUGUAUUAUUACAUAAAUCUACAUACUUAUUUAUAUAAAUUAAAGUUAUUUCGACAAUUAGAGUUAAGCUUUCCUUCAAGACUACUAUUGCUAGAAAACAUGAAUUAUAUUAGUUUUUUUAUUAAUCUAUUUAAGUUAUGCAUAUAAAAUGAAUCUUUUUUUCGCUUGUCUGUUGAGGCCAAGCAAAGUAAUUGUUGGUUGCCAAAAAAAAAAACAAAGAAAUGAAAAUUAUAUUGUCAAACCAGAGGCUUAUGAAUAAUAAAAUCAAACAAAGGACCCUAAAGGUAUGCAACAAGUUUGAAGUGAUGUGUAAGAACAGCUCUUUUCCGUUUUUAUGUCAAUUUGGUUUUUCAAAUCUUUUUCAUUCAGUAAUAUUUUGAAUUUUUUUUUUUCUUAACUUUUUAAAUAUAUUUUUUUUUUUAAUUUUUCUUAUUUAAAUUUUACAUUUUCUAUUUUAAUUUUGUCCCAAAACUUUUUAGUUCACCACUAUUCUAAAGUGUUUUUUUAUAUGUUAAAUAAAUAUUAAUUUUUUAAAUUUUGGGCUUGAAAACUUUUGAAAUUUUUUUCAUAAUUUUUUCACUGUUUUUUAUUUCAAAACUUUUUUAGUAAGAAAAUCAAACAGAAAUAAAAACUAAUUUUCAUUUUUUUUUAUGCAUUUUUUUUUAUCAAAAGUGCCCUUUUUUAGGUUUUUGAAAUAUGUUUUCUUUUUUAAUUAAUUAUUUUUUAAUUUAGUAAUCUCUCAGAUUUUCAGUACAAGUUUAACCUUGUUUUGCAGCUAAAAUAUCAGCAUUACUUGGUUAAACUUGUUAGUAUUUUUUAAUAUAAAUCCUCUUCGUUUCGCCAAGCGUUGGCAAGUGACGAAUAGGUGAAGCAACUGGAGAAGAGCUGCCAAAAAUUACAUUUACUUUUACAAGUUUUAUGCGACAUAACAGGGCGAAUCUAUUAAAGCUGGUAUUACCGAUACCUGAUUUGUUUUUGUUUUUCUUUCGCCGUGUUCAUAUGGCUGUCAGCACAGAAUGCAACAUGGCGAAUUUAAUCUUCGUUUUCUAUUUCGCCAAUACUUUGCUGUGACAAUCAAACAUAUAAAACAUUGUUUUUGCUCUGGUGCCACCACUUUUAACGAAUGCGCCUUGAGUAUAACCGUACUCGCUAGGGGCGAAUCGAUAACUUUGCUGUUACUUUUACAUGAAAAUUUUUCAUGAAGUGAGCAGAGCCCAGAGAUAGCGAGCAGAGAAGUGGUACCUCGAAGGUGCGUAUAGAGAGUGAGUACAGAGUUAACGCACACGUCCAUAAGGCUAUUAUGCGCCUCAUGGUUAACUGAUAUGGCAAAUAAUGCCAUCACAACCUAGUUUUUUGUUAUUUCAUACCGGAAAUUCUCUCUCAUGAAAAAUGAGUAUACAUUUCACGACAUUUUGCCGAAAAGUUCUUUGCUCUAAAGCUUUUUAUUUGGUGAAAAUUAAAAAAAGUAACGAAAACUGCGUUGAUAUGAUUCAAGUACAAAAAAAAAAAUAGAAAGAUAAUAUAAAAAACUAACUGAAAAUUUUCAAGCUGUUCCAAUUGCUUACGAGGGCAAAGAGAAAGCAUAUUCCCAAAACCUUAACUUAGGUGAAAUGUACUUUUUAAUAAGAAAUAAUAGUCAUGUUUAGUUUUGAUGACUACAAAUUUGAACUGAACCAAGGGCAAGGGCUCAUAUAGUCCUUUAAUACAUUUGUAUAUUUUCUUCUUUAUUAGAAUGACAGUCCCACUGCUUCCACAUUUGUAUACCUCAGCACCCUAAAAGUAUGCAUUGUAGCUGAGUCUGCUCCGCAUGCAGUAUAUCGACUUGUAACUUUUUAAUAUUAUAUCUGUCAAAUUCAAAAUUAGUUGCAUACCUUUGGGGCUGUAAAAAUAGUUUAUUGUUAAAUUAGUUGAGUUAUAUUUAAGCGCAUCAUAUAGUCUCCGUUGUAUUCAUGUAGUGUAAAUCCAUGAUUCGCUAUAUCGAAUCCUACUAAAUAUAGGAAUGGACUUAUUCGCGGAAAAAUAUGCAACAUCCAUUCACAUUUAAAGUAAUAUUAUAUUUCAGCAAUUUAUGUAUUUGGUAAUUGAAUUUUUGUUGGUAAUUUAUGUAAUUGGAUUUUUUCACCUCAUUAAGGAUUGCUAUUGCCGCUUUUUUUGAAUAUUUGUCUGAUCAGAGGCUGCCAUUUUUUUUAAAUAUAAAAGUACUUAAAUGUGCAUUUCGUAAAGAAGAGAGCACCAAAAUAUAUUUAUAGAUUUGAAAAUUAAGUAAAUAUAGUUAAUAAUUUUCAAAAAGCUUUGCAUAUUUUGUAUGCUUAACCACGCAAAAGACUUGAUGGAAUAUCAAUUUUUCGAUAAAACGCUAAAAUAGAAAAUUUCGAUGCGAAAGUUCUAGUAUAACAUGAACCGUACACAAGUUAAGAAAAUAAUAUUAGCUUAAAACACUGAGCGAAUUUUUAACAAGGAAAAAUAUGCAUUUUUUUUUAUGAAUUAAUAUAAAGGUAAUCAUUUUUAUUUAAAAUGUGGGAAUUUUCUUGAAUGAUUUAUGUAAAUAAUAAUCAACAUAGGAAGAGAAAAAUUUAUUUCUGAAAGUAUUUCUGAAAUAUUUUUUAAGAACUCGAAUUGUUAAAAUAAUCAAAAUAUUCAAAUUUACUGAUGACAAAUAUUUAUUGAUUUAAAAGAUGAAAAUAUCGCAUAAAUGUUGGAGCGCAUACCGACUUAAGGUGUUUUAAUAAUUUUUUUUCAUUACAGAAUUUUGAAUAUAAAUUCAAUUCAAGACUAAGUUUAUAAGUUUCAAAAGAGAAAAUGGAGGGGAAAAAAUUAUUUAUAACUAAAUAAUAAUAAUUCCAUUGUAAAAGCUUGAACAAUCAAUAUAAUUCCAUUGUAAAAGCUUAAAAGUAUUGUAAAAUGUUUAAAAAAUGAAAGGACUUAAGUGUAUAUUGCACAAAACCUAUUUAAGUUCUGCUAAGGAACUCUAAAACGAAAGCAAAAACACAAUUAACAUUUCUAUUCCGAAUUUACUAACACUAAUGCAGUAGUAUUUAUUCCAACUUCUUUAAUUAAUUCUUUAAUUAUUUAUUU